Cylicostephanus goldi is the source of this 654-nucleotide messenger RNA. NCBI's taxonomy places the organism in Eukaryota, Metazoa, Nematoda, Chromadorea, Rhabditida, Strongylidae. The record is from the annotation of a GenBank genome assembly.
AUGAUUGAUAGGUACUUGCUGUCAAAAAAGUUGCGGUUCAAGUUUGAGAAAAGAUUCCAUGCUAGCAGAAGGAGUGACAUCUUGGAACUAAAGCGAAAGCUUGAGAACGCACAGUUCGAUCGGCUUCCCAUGGGUAUUCCUAUUGACGACUCUGUGUACAUACCCGCAAAAAGUCGCGUUCCACUUGAGGUGCUUCAAGAUGAGCAUAAACGAUGGCUCAUGCAAGAAAGCGAGGAUGCCUACUCGCGAGUCGUAAUUAAUGGCAAACCGUACAGCUCUAAAGAGUACUGGCGGCAGUCUCUUCACAGCAGACAGGACACGGUCUUCAUCAAGGGAAAUGAAGACGGAAGAGAGAUGAAAGCAUUUGCUUCUAUUGUGCUGUUUGUGUAUGAUCGCGCAACCAAAUCUUUGCGAGUUCUCUUAGAGGAGUACGAAUUUUCUGAUCCUUUCCAACAUUUAUAUGAGGUCAUCCAACAUGCUGAGCAUCCUCUACAAACUGUAGGUAUAGAGCUGAUGAAUACUGUUCGCGAACAUAACCUUUUCUUCUACGAAUUGAAACAAAGCCUAACUCGAAUUCGCCCUGCUUCUUUUAUCCAGAGAUCUUGCACUUAUAUGGAAUAUGCUGGUCGUAAAUAUGCCUCAAUCACUGAUUGA